Molecule: messenger RNA, 303 nt
Organism: Ogataea angusta
Lineage: Eukaryota; Fungi; Ascomycota; Pichiomycetes; Pichiales; Pichiaceae
Exons: 1
Coding region: 1-303 (100 amino acids)
Biological process (GO): replication fork processing; DNA repair; resolution of meiotic recombination intermediates
Cellular component (GO): FANCM-MHF complex; Fanconi anaemia nuclear complex
Molecular function (GO): protein heterodimerization activity
Source: RefSeq, a predicted model, not a curated record
AUGGAAAACCAAACCAAUCAUAUCGACGCUAAUACGAUCGCACGACUCUUCCACACGGUCGCGUUCGAUGACAAAUCCAUCAAAAUCUCGCACAAGACGCUGCUGCUGGUGUCCGAGUACAUCAGGCUGUUCACCAGCGAGGCGAUCGUGAGAUCGAACGUGGAGCGUUUGGAAGAGGGAAAGCGCGACACCGACCGAUACAGGGUCGACGUGGACGAACGCGUGGACGAGAAACAGCAGGACGCCGUGCUGGACACGCGCCAUCUGGAGGCGGUGGCCGGACUACUCACGCUGGACUUCUAA